This is a messenger RNA of Egretta garzetta (little egret), 909 nucleotides long. RefSeq names its product transcription factor AP-4 (gene TFAP4). Gene Ontology annotation, cellular component: nucleus. Gene Ontology annotation, molecular function: RNA polymerase II cis-regulatory region sequence-specific DNA binding; DNA-binding transcription factor activity, RNA polymerase II-specific; protein dimerization activity. Lineage: Eukaryota; Metazoa; Chordata; Aves; Pelecaniformes; Ardeidae. The coding region runs from base 1 to 909 and encodes 302 amino acids. The record is from RefSeq and is a predicted model, not a curated record. Gene Ontology annotation, biological process: regulation of transcription by RNA polymerase II. The transcript is spliced from 7 exons.
AUGGGUGUUGGCCUUGGCUGUCUAAAGCCCUCCCUGCUGCCAUCCCCGCUUGCUGCCGGCAGCAUCGCCAGCUCUGGGAGUCAUUUCCCGGCCCAUCUGCGGGGCGAGGGCGCGGGGGGCGAGGAGGCGGCGGCAGGAAGCAGCUUGGCUAACAUCCCGUUGACUCCGGAGACCCAGCGGGACCAGGAGCGGCGGAUACGCAGGGAAAUCGCGAACAGCAACGAGAGACGGCGGAUGCAGAGCAUCAAUGCUGGCUUCCAGUCUCUGAAAACCCUCAUCCCACACACGGACGGGGAGAAGCUCAGCAAGGUGGCCAUCCUCCAGCAGACGGCCGAGUACAUCUUCUCCCUGGAGCAGGAGAAGACUCGGCUACUGCAGCAGAACACCCAGCUCAAGCGGUUCAUCCAGGAGUUCAGCGGCUCCUCCCCAAAACGGCGACGGGCAGAGGACAAAGACGAGGGAAUCGGCUCGCCGGACAUCUGGGAGGAUGAGAAGGCCGAGGAUCUGCGGCGGGAGAUGAUCGAGCUCCGGCAGCAGCUGGACAAGGAGCGCCCCGGCCGCAUGGUGCUGGAGGAGCAGGUUCGCUCCCUGGAGGCCCACAUGUACCCCGAGAAGCUGAAGGUGAUCGCUCAGCAAGUGCAGCUCCAGCAGCAGCAGGAACAGGUGAGGUUGCUGCACCAGGAGAAGCUAGAGCGCGAGCAGCAGAUCCGAACCCAGCUCCUGCCAUCACACGUUCCCCCAGCGCCCACCCACCACCCCACCGUGAUCGUUCCAGCGCCGCCUCCCUCCCAUCACGUCACCGUGGUCACCAUGGGCCCAUCCUCGGUCAUCAACACAGUCUCCACAUCCCGGCAAAACCUGGACACCAUCGUUCAGCUGCGGCAGACAGCGAGGGAGCAGCCUGGGUGA